AUGCCUCAGAAGCCUUUCCAGACCUCAUAUCCUCUUGCAAAGGAUCUCCUUCAUCCCUCUCCAGAAGAGAAGAAGAGCAAACACAGGAAAAAGCACCUGGUGCAGAGCCCCAGCUCCUACUUCAUGGAUGUGAAAUGUCCAGGAUGCUAUUCAGUCACCACCGUCUUUAGCCAUGCAGAAACAGUACUUUUGUGUGUUGGCCGCUUUUCUUUUCUCUGCCAGUCUACAGGAGGAAAAGCAAAGCUUACAGAAGAAUGUUCUUUCAGACGAAGCAGCACUAAAAGUACCCUGGGUCAAGAUGAAUAG
Molecule: messenger RNA, 306 nt
Organism: Cervus elaphus (red deer)
Lineage: Eukaryota; Metazoa; Chordata; Mammalia; Artiodactyla; Cervidae
Product: 40S ribosomal protein S27-like
Exons: 2
Coding region: 1-306 (101 amino acids)
Biological process (GO): ribosomal small subunit assembly; translation
Cellular component (GO): ribosome; cytosolic small ribosomal subunit
Molecular function (GO): structural constituent of ribosome; RNA binding
Source: RefSeq, a predicted model, not a curated record